Molecule: messenger RNA, 2697 nt
Organism: Telopea speciosissima
Lineage: Eukaryota; Viridiplantae; Streptophyta; Magnoliopsida; Proteales; Proteaceae
Product: DNA topoisomerase 3-beta
Exons: 13
Coding region: 13-2550 (845 amino acids)
Biological process (GO): DNA topological change
Cellular component (GO): nucleus
Molecular function (GO): DNA topoisomerase type I (single strand cut, ATP-independent) activity; DNA binding
Source: RefSeq, a predicted model, not a curated record
CAUACCCUUUGGAUGCUACAGAUGUCUACUCGGAGAGGUAGUACUGAGGUCCAUGAAUUUGAAGGAAGAUUAUUGGGUUCUCAUGCACACUUUAAAGUGACAUCGGUCAUUGGUCAUGUCUUCAGUGUGGAUUUUCCUCCAAAAUAUCAGGACUGGGGAGCUACAGAUCCUAUGGAUCUUUUUAAAGUUCCUAUUCUUAAGGCAGAAACAAACCCAAAGGCUCAUAUUUGCAGGCAUUUAAGCCAAGAAGCUCGUGGAUGUGGGCAUCUGGUGUUAUGGUUGGACUGUGACCGUGAAGGAGAAAAUAUAUGCUUUGAAGUCAUUGAGUGUACGGGCUUUAAUAGAAAGGAGGCUGGGCAAAGAGUUUAUCGUGCUCGAUUCUCUUCUGUGACUGAGAAGGAUCUUUUAAAGGCCAUGGAUAACCUCGUAGAACCAAACAGAGAUGAAGCAUUGGCUGUAGAUGCACGCCAAGAGAUAGAUUUGAAAGUUGGAGUUGCAUUUACACGGUUUCAGACUACUUAUUUCCAAGGCAAAUAUGGGAACCUUGACUCCAGAGUCAUUUCCUAUGGGCCGUGCCAGACUCCAACUCUUGGAUUUUGUGUGCAACGGUACUUGCAAAUCACUACCUUUAAGCCAGAGAAAUUUUGGUCUUUGCACCCUUACAUUAUACACAACGGCUAUGAACUUCAAUUAGAAUGGGAUCGCAACAAGUUGUUUGAUAUUGAUGUUGCUGUGAUGUUUCAAAAGUUGGUAGCGGAUGAUGGCACCCUAGAAGUAACCAAUGUAUCAACUAAAGAAGAGUACAAAAGUCGUCCUCCUGGUCUUAAUACGGUGAAUUUGUUGAAGGUUGCUUCAAGUGCACUUGGCUUUGGACCUCAAACUGCUAUGCAACUAGCUGAACGCUUAUACACGCAAGGUUUCAUCAGUUAUCCACGUACUGAGAGCACUGCCUAUCCUUCCUCAUUCGAUUUUAAAGGCACUCUUAGAGAACAACAGAAAAAUCCAACAUGGGGUGAAUAUGUGGGGAUGCUACUGGCCGAUGGUUUCCACAAGCCUCGAUCAGGAACAGAUGCAGGUGAUCAUCCUCCCAUAACACCCAUGCGUUCAGCAACUGAGGAUAUGUUAGGUAAUGAUGCUUGGAGACUGUACCAGUAUAUCUGUCAACAUUUUAUUGGAACUGUGAGUCCUGAUUGCAAGUAUGAAAGGACAAAGGUGGAAUUUGCUGCUGGUGGAGAAUUAUUCCACUGCAUAGGGCAUCAGGCUACGGUCAAAGGCUUUACAUCUAUUAUGCCAUGGCUGGCCGUAAAUGAGAAGAAGCUUCCUCAGUUCACAAAAGGGGAAAAGAUAAAAAUUGCAAAACUUGAGCUAUAUGAGGGAAGUACCUCCCCUCCAGAAUACCUCAGUGAAAGUGAGCUGAUUUCACUUAUGGAAAAGAAUGGUAUUGGCACAGAUGCAUCCAUUUCUGUACAUAUUAACAAUAUAUGCGAGCGCAAUUUUGUGCAGGUGCAUGCUGGAAGGAGGUUGGUACCAACAGCCCUGGGAAUCACCUUGAUAAGAGGAUAUCAAUGUAUUGAUCCAGAUCUUUGUCUGCCAGACAUUCGCAGCUUCAUUGAGCACCAGAUUACCCUUAUAGCUAAGGGUCAAGCAGAUCAUUUUCAUGUUGUGCAGCAUGUAUUGCAGCAAUUUACACGGAAGUACUCUUAUUUUGUUAAGCAGAUUGAAAGCAUGGAUGCAUUAUUUGAAGCACAGUUCUCUCCAUUAGCAGAUUCAGGGCGUUUACUAAGCAAGUGUGGGAAAUGUCUCCGGUACAUGAAGUACAUCUCCACCCAACCAUCGCGCCUAUACUGUGGCACAUGUGAGGAGGUCUACUAUGUUCCUCAGAAUGGCAUCAUUAAGCUCUACAAGGAACUUGUAUGCCCUUUGGACAAUUUUGAGCUAUUAAUCUUCUCCAUGGCUGGCCCAGAAGGCAAGUCAUUCCCUCUCUGUCCGUACUGCUACAACAACCCUCCAUUUGAAGGUAUAGACACGCUUUUUGGUGCCCUCAAGCAAGGAAGCUCGGGAAAAUUGGGCAAGGGGGCUGGAAUGCCGUGCUUUCUCUGCCCACACCCAACUUGCCGGCAUUCUAUGAUAGCUCAAGGAGUAUGCGCCUGCCCCGAGUGCAAUGGCACACUUGUUCUUGAUCCAGUGAGUGCUCCCAAGUGGCGGCUUUAUUGCAACAUGUGCAACUGCCUUGUCUUCCUUCCCCAGGGAGCCCAUCGGAUUUCAACAACAAGCAAACGUUGUCCUGAGUGUGACUCUACAAUAAUAGAAGUGGACUUCAAUAAGAAAACAACACCUUUGAGUGACGGGGCUACUUUGCAUGCUGGUUGCAUUCUUUGUGAUGAGCUGCUGCAUUCUCUUGUGGAGAUGAAGCAUGGUAAAUCAUUCUUCAGACGCAUGGGAGGGAGAGGAAGGGGAAGGGGAAGGGGAAGAGGGAGAGGAGGCAGUAGGGGAAGAGGAAGGACCGGUGGAAAACGGGAGGACCCUAGGAUGAGCUUUCGAGAUUUCUGAAAUCCAUGGAUUAGGCUGGAACUUUUGAAGGUAGGCAUCUCCAAAAUUUCAUGCUACUCAAAAAUUGUUCAGUCUCCCUUUGCUGUGACACCAAAUCUUCUCUUCCAAUCCCAAAGAACAUGGUUUCCAUUGCUUAUUAGUCUUGCC